UCCAACCACUCCACAGCGCAGGAAGCCAGCCAGUAUGUGCUCAUGCCAUGCAAGGAAGGGUAUCUUCUCUUCUGUUCCAGAGAAAGCCAGUAGCCAAAGGUGUGUGGAACAAGCUACUUCUGAGCCUUCACACAAGCUCAUCAGGUAUAGAGGGUGGCCAACACUUUAGGUUAUGUCCUCCUCUGUCCCUUGCUUCAUUUUCUUUUGCCUCCUUGUGUGCUGCUUCCAUUUUCUGGUGUUACUAUCUGUGCUCUUAGGGAAGAGCAACAUAUUGUUUCUCACCAGGGUAGGCUUACCAGGCUGCAACCCCAAGACCACCCCUUGUUUUAAAUCUGCUGCUAUAUCCACAGAUGAGGCAGCUGCAGCUUCUUCUACCCGGUUUUCCCUUGGUUAUGCCUAGCAAAGUUGCUGUAACAAACAGCGCUCCAGAGAGGCUGCACAGGAAGGGGAAGCGGGAUGGAGAUGCACACUGAGGAUCCAGGAGAACAAUGGGCAGGAAACACUGGAGCUGCUUUGUACCCCAAAGCAAGAGCAGGUCAUGGGAACCUCUGGGUUGUAUUCCAAUGACCAGUGCUGAUCAAAAUAACUAAAAAUAAAGGAGUAGCUCUGGAUGCCUUGCUAACUCACACACAAGUUACUGAUGCUCCCCUGCGUGAGUGCCUAAGGGCCCCGCUCCUGCCACCCACCAACUGGCCCAGGGCGGGGUCCUACAGGCCUCAUAAGGACAGUUGCUGCUGCUGCUGCUGCUGCUGCUGCCCAGGAGGACUCAGAGCAGCGCAGAGUUCUUUUUAAAAUGGUUUUUUUUUUUAAAUCCUUUUGAAUUUUUUUGUGGGGGAGGGGUUGUAUGGAUGUUUGGUUGGGUUCGGGAAUUUGUUUGAUUCUGAUGUAUUUGUAAUUUUUACAGUUUUUGUUUGUAUUGUUUUAUUGUGGUUGUUUUUUUAAAGGUCUUAUUUUGUUCUUAAGGGGAGGGUCAGGGCUGCCGGGGAGUGGGUCCCAGCCAACAAAAUGGCUGGGGCAUGUUCCACAGGGGGGGAUGCACUGGGACAACCGAUCUCAGUUAUCACAGGUAGGAGGAGGAGUUACGCUAAGACCAGACCAUGUCAUUACCGAGGAGGCAGGUUUAGUCGUUGUUUGAGGACUAUCCCUGCCUCCAGGUCUGGUCCUGACUGGACGGAUAGUGGAAUCAGCAAGGGAGACCCACAUGACCUGAAGGUGCUGCUGUGUAAUGCCAGGUCAAUGAUUCAUAAGACCACUGCCAUCCAUGACUUGAUCAUGGAUGCAGGACUUGACCUGGCAUGUGUAACAGAGACUUGGUUGGAUGAGGCAGAUGGGCCUGUCCUUGCCGCUGCUUAUCCACCAGGUUUCUCUUACGCACAGUAACCCAGGCCUUGUGGGCGGGAAGGGGGGGUUGCAGUGAUUUUUAGGAAGUCAUUAGUUUGCACCAGGCAUCCUAUUGGGAAGACCCAGUUCUCUGAGUGCAUGUUCUGGAAGUUGGGCAAUGGGCCAGUACAGGAUUCCUUUUGGUGUACCGACCUCCCCGCUGCACCAAGGAUUCCCUGCCCAAGUUGCUUCAGGUCGUGGAGGAUAUUCUCCUGGAGACACCUACUUUGGUUGUCCCAAGGGGAUUUUAACAUCCAUGCCGACACGACCUUACAAGGGGCCGCUCGGGACUUUGUGGAAAGCAUGGCCUCCAUGGGGCUGUUCCUGAAUAAGUCUGGCCCAACUCAUAGCCGCGGACAUGCCUUGGACCUGGUGUUCACCUCUAUGGAUGUUGGUGAUCUGACACUAAGUAAAAGCGAAACAAAAGAAGUGCCAUGGUCAGAUCACUUCCUGGUGCAACUGGACUUCUCCGCAACCCUUCCCCUCUGCAGGGAGGUGGGAUCGAUUCGGAUGGUCCGCCCCCGCCACUUAAUGGAUCCAAAUGGUUUCCAGAGAGUGGUAGGGGAUGCUUUAUCCCAUGUUGAUAGCCUUUCAGCUCAUUCCCUGGUGGCCCGCUGGAAUGUGGAGUUAACCAGGGCUAUUGACUGUUUGGCUCCAAAGCGCCCUCUCCAAUUGCAUGGAGCCCGGACAGCCCUGUGGUUUUCCACGGAUCUGAGGGCAAUGAAACAAUCGCUGAGACGGGUAGAGCGCCGGUGGCAGAUAACUCAUUCUGAAGCUGACCGGACACGGGUUAGAGCUCAAUGUCGAGCCUACCAAGUGGUGGUAGCGACAGCGAAUAAGACUUUCUUCACCGCCUCUAUUGCAUCUGCAGAAAACAGCAGCAGGAGACUUUUUCAGGUGGUUCGCAAUUUAGCGGAACCACCUGCUACAUCGGGGCCCAGUACGGGCCACAUGAUCUCCUGCAAUGAUUUUGCAGUUUUUUGCAGAUAAAGUCACUCAGAUUUGGGAAGAGGUAGACUCCACCGCGGGAGCAGGGCCAGGGCGGGAGAGUGCUAGAGUCCUGUCUAGUCAAGUUGCUUGGGACCAUUUCUAGCCUGUGUGGGAUCAGUUCCAAUCUAUUACCUCUGAGGAUGUGGACAGGCUGCUUGGAUGAGUGAAACCAACCACCUGUCUCCUUGAUCCUUGCCCAUCCUGGCUUAUAAAAGCUAGCUGGGAAGGGCUGGGCGAUGGACUUCACGGGGUGGUGAAUGCUUCUCUCUGUGAGGGAGCCUUCCAAGACCCGCUGAAAGGCGGUUAUCAAACCGCUUCUUAAAAAAAACAUCUUUAGAUGCUGCCAAUAUGGCCAACUAUCACCCAGUCUCAAUUCUUCCAUUCUUGGGCAAGGUGAUUGAGCGAGUGUCAAGUCAGUCAGUCAGUCAGUUUUAUUGCACAUAGCCAAAGGCUCCUGCAAUGUACACAGAAUCAUUUGACAAUUAAAAGAAAAUAUACUGGACUGAGCGAGUGGUUGCUGAACAACUCCAGGCACGCCUGGAAGAAGUGGACCAUUUGGAUCCCUUCCAGUCGGGAUUCAUGGGACUGAAACUGCCUUGGUCACGCUGGUUGAUUAUCUCCGGCAGCCUAGGGACAAAGGUGAGAGCUGUUUCCUAGUUCUGCUGGAUCUCUCAGAGGUUUUUGACACCAUCGACCAUAACAUCCUUCUGGACCAUCUAGAGGGGUUGGGAGCUGGGGGCACUGUCAUACAGUGGUUCCGCUCCUUCCUCCUGGGCCAUGUUCAGAAAGUGGUGGUGGGGGAUGAGUGUUCAGACCCCUUGGCUCUCACCUGUGUGGUGCCUCAGGGCUCCGUCCUCUCCCCCAUGCUUUUUAACAUCUAUAUGAAGCCGCUGGGAGAGAUCAUCAGGGGGUUUGGGCUGGGUGUUCAUCAGUAUGCGGAUGACACCCAGCUCUACCUCUCUUUCAAAUCAGAACUAGUGAAGGUGGUGAAGGUCCUGUGUGAGUGCCUGGAGGCUGUUGGAGGAUGGAUGGCAGCUAAUAGAUUGAGGUUGAAUCCUGGCAAGACAGAAGUACUGUUUUGGGGGGACAGGAGGCGGGCCAGUGUGGAGGACUCCCUGGUCCUGAAUGGGGUAACUGUGCCCCUGAAGGACCAGGUGCACAGCCUGGGAGUCAUUCAGCUGUCCAUGGAGGUGCAGGUCAAUUCUGUGUUCAGGGCAGCUGUCUACCAGCUCCACCUGGUAAGCAGGCUGAGACCCUACCUGCCCGCAGACUGUCUCGCCAGAGUGGUGCAUGCUCUAGUUAUCACUCGCUUGAACUACUGCAAUGCGCUCUAUGUGGGGCUACCUUUGAAGGUGACCCGGAAACUACAACUAAUCCAGAAUGCAGCAGCUAGACUGGUGACUGGGAGUGGCCGCCAAGACCAUAUAACACCGGUCUUGAAAGACCUACACUGUCUCCCAGUACGUUUCCGAGCACAAGUCAAAGUGUUGGUGCUGAUCUUUAAAGCCCUAAAUGGCCUCGGUCCAGUAUACCUGAAGGAGCGUCUCCAUCUCCAUCGUUCUGCCCGGACACUGAGGUCUAGCGCCGAGGGCCUGCUGGCGGUUCUCUCGCUGCGAGAAGCCAAGUUACAGGGAACCAGGCAGAGGGUCUUCUCGGUAGUGGCGCCCACCCUGUAGAACGUCUUCCCACCAGAUGUCAAAGAUAAAAAUAACUACCAAACUUUUAGAAAACAUCUGAAGGCAGCCCUGUUUAGGGAAGUGUUUAAUGCUUAAUAGGUUAUUGUACUUUAGUGUUUUGUUGGAAGCCGCCCAGAGUGGCUGGGGAAACCCAGCCAGAUGGGCGGAGUAUAAAUAAUAAAUAAAAUAUUAUUAUUAUUAUUAUUAUUAUUAUUAUUAUUAUUAUUAUUAUCAUCAUCAUUAUCAUUAUUAUUAGUUUGGCCCUCCAGUUCAUACUGGAUGCCUAGCAAGUAAUUUAAGUCUAUAAGACGCCAAUGAACCAUCUGGUCCUCUAGUUAUUCUGAACAAGCAAGUCCCAAUCCACAUGUGGUAACCACAAACUAUUCACAGCCAGUACCCCUUGGUACAGAUUCAUAUCUCCUUCACAUUAAAAUAUGUGUGCAGUCAGAAUAGGACUGGGAAGUACAAUAUGCCAACAUGGAUCAUUCCUACUGCCUCACUUGAAAUGCUUCUCAAAGGGGGGCGGGGACACCAAAAACCUUGUUGCUGAUGAAAGCAUUGAACAAUGUUUGAUUUUGUUCUUCCAAAACAGAAAGAAAAUGCUGUACAUAAUUGUAAUUUGCCAGGGCUACUUUACUUUCAAAACACAUAAGGCAGAAAUUCCACCACUGUUUUCUGGUAUAUACUAGUUUAUAGACUGUAACCAGUUCUGGUAUUUUAAAAGUUUGAUACUUUAAAAGUAUCAAAAUACACUGAAUAUUUGACCUUAUGAAAUAAAAUAAAAAGUGGGGUUUUUCCCCUUAUCUUCCCUAACAAAAUAAGGGCUACAUUGGGCUAUUUGUGUGUGUAUAAGUGUACAUCUGGGAAUGUGGGUGGUGCUGUGGUCUAAACCACUGAGCCUCUUGGGCUUGCCGAUCAGAAGGUCGGCAGUUCAAAUUCCCGCGACUGGACUUAACUGUCAGGGGUCCUUUCCCUUUUUACCUUUUUUAAGUGUGCAUCUAGGGUUGCAUCCAGUUCUCUCUGCACGAGCAGAAGAGACGUCUGCUUGCAGAACAGGACUUCUCCAUCCUCUCUCCAUCACUGCAGCCCUCCACACACCCUCAAUAUCUGCUCUGGAGUGUUGGGUUUUGGAGGUGGGCAGGGGGCUGAAGGAGGGGGAAGAGGAAGGGGAAGUCCUGUUGCAAAAGUGGAAGUGGCCUUUGAUGGCACAUUCCGGAUGACAGGCAAAGGAAGCAGAAGAGUAGAGCACUUACACACAAGUUGUUUGAAUUGAUAAAUUGUCCUCUCUGCAGUUUGCAAGGUUUUAUUUUUAUACAGAGGGUGUGUGACUUCAGGCUGGGGUGUCAACUGGCUCUCUUCAGGCUGGAACUGUGGGUACCUAAUGUGCUCAUCUUCUUAGGGAACCAGAGUCCUGGUAAUGCAGGAGGGAAGGCUUGCUUGUUCAGGACACACCCAGCCCCUGUUUGAUGCCGUGCAAGUCUCUGUGGUGACACUCACGAGUCCAGAAGGUGGAUUAAAGUGCCAAAACAGCAACAGUCCAAAGAUCUGCCAGUAUCGUAAUGCGUUAUGCAAAUCUGUGAUGCAACCUCAUUUGGAGCACUGUGUACAGUUCUGGUCACUUCACUCAAAAAGCAUAUUGUAGAGUUGGAAAAGGUCCAGAAAAGGACAGCCGAAAUGACUGUGGGGAUGGAGAGACUCCUCUGUGUGUUUGAGACUUUUUAGUUCAGAGAAAAAGCAGGUAAGAGGUGCCAUAAAAUUAUGCAUAGCAUGGAGCAAAUAGAGAAAAGCCCCCACCCCCCGCCCGCCACCCCAAUAAUACAAUGCAGCUGAAUGUUGAAAGAUUGAGGAUAGAUAAAAGAAAGUCCUUCACAUAAUGCGUAGAUAAAACUAUGGAACUUGUUCCCACAGGAGGCAGCAAUGGCCACCAACCUUAUUGUAAUUAAUUAAUUAAUUAAAUUUCUAUACCACCCUUUAUCCGAGGAUCACAGGGCGGUUUACAAUAUAAAAACACAAAAAUGCAUAACAUUGUAACAAAACAAAACAAAGCCCCUAACACAGUUUAAAAGACUAUAGAUAGUUUACGUAGGACAGACACACACUGAGCCAGUCCGUGUAGCACGCGUGCAGCCCCGGACAUCUAAGGGCAUCACAGACCUGUUAUUGUUCAAUCUCGAGUGGCGGAACGCCACUUUUCCCUAUAUAGAUAGUUUAAUUAGCCAAAGGUCUGGGAGAAGAGGAAUGUUUUCACCUGACAGCUAAAGGUAUGUAAGGAAGGCACCAGGUGAGGCUCCCUGGGGAGAGCACCCCACAAGCAGGGAGCCACCGCAGAAAAGGCCCGCUCUCGUGUUGCCCCCCUCCACACCUCUCAUGGAGGAGGCACACGAAGAAGAGUCUCAGAUGAUGAGACACUAGGUCAGUUCAUAUGGGUGGUUUUAAAAGAGGAUUAGACAAAUUCAUGGAGUAGACUAUUAACCAUGAUGGCUCUGCUCUACCUCCACAGUCAGAAACAGGAGGGGCGAGGGCGCUUGUGCUCAAAUCCCGCUUAUGGGCUUAUGGGCUGGCCUGCGCAUGAGACGAGGCGAGGCAACGGCCUCAGGUGGCAGGGUCCGCCCAGGGCAGCAGAUCCCAAGGUCAUUCCUCUUCCCCUCCCUUGUUCCUGAUGCACAUCUUCCCUGGCCCGCUUCUUCCGUGGUGGGGAGCAGGGCAUUUGGGGCUCCACCUCAGGUGCCGAAAUGUCUUGGGCCAGCUUGCAGGUCUCUCACAGGCAUCAGGUCAGCCACAGUGGGAGCAAGGGGCUGGAGCAGAUGGGCUCUUCUUAUGUUAAUUUAUUAUUGCUUUAGUGUUUUGUUUAUAUGUUUCCAUUGUAAGUCAUCUUGUGCACAUAUGGUGGGAAGGUGGUUAAAAAUAUUGCAAAUAAAUAAAACUGUUGCUCUAGGGCAACAAAUCCACUUUGAAAAAGAAAAAACUUUUUGCAGGGGAAAGCAGAGAAAAGAGUGGGCUGAAGGAAUGAUGAAUGGGAAGGUGUAGAAAUGUUUACCAAAGGCGGGCAGGAUGCUGACAAGCAAGGAUGUCAAGUGUGCACUGGGGGAAGUGGGGCUAGAGUCUGAUUUGGCAGAGGGGGCAGUGGUCUGUGGGGACCUGUACCAACCAGCAGGCAAGAAUCAGAGGCAGGGGAGCUUCAGAGCUGGAGGAAGAGGAGGAAGAGGCAGGCCGGGCAAGUGAAGGGCCUGGAGCUUCCCCACCUUCCCUUGCACCAGUGUCUCCCAGAACCAGGAAAAAAUUGAGGCAGGAAAAGCAGAAACAAAUUCCUCUGGCUACAUGUGUGCAACCUGGAGGGGUAGAGGGCAAGUGGUCCCCAGCUACUGCAACUGAGCCAGAGUGCGGAGCUGAGAAUAGCUGCCUAGACGCUCAAUUGCUGUGCAUAGGUAUCUAGAGCUACAGAAGUGACUAUAAUUACUGUACCGUACUUUUCUGUGUAUAAGACUACCCCUAUUUUGUGGGACUCAAAUUUAAGAAAAUGGGGGGAGAUGGCACAGAGUUGUUGAGCUUUCUGCGGAAGAUAGUCAAGAGUUAUUGAGCUGGGGGGGAAUAUCCAGGGUUGUUGAGCUUUUUGGGGGGGGGAUUGCCGAAAAUUGAUCACCCACACACAUCGCAAAAUCCACCUCCCGUCUGUCCCAUCGCCAGCAGAAGCUGCCAAUCGCCCACCCAACUGCAGGAGCGUCAGCCAAUCAACACCACCCAUUGACGCAGAAACCAAUAACACGCACAAUAGCCGCUGACAGCCAUGGAAGCAACCAGUCAAACGUCCACCCUAUGAACUACCCAUGUAGAAGAUGACCCCCAUUUUUUAGCAUUAUUUUUACAGAGAAAAACAUAAUCUUAUAUAUGGAAAAGUAUGGUAUUUUCUUUCACAAUAAAGAGCUCUCUGCCUUUUGCGUUCCUUUGGCUGAGAAGCUCCUUUGACAAUGUCCCACAUGCAAAUCAGGAUGAAUGCUCAUUGUUGUAUAACUGCCCCAUAAGCAAAUCGGAACAAAUGCCCAGAAAAGACUGGACAGAGUCCACGUAAGCUUUGUGCAAGCAUCUCAGGAUGCAUGCUCAAUAAACAGGUCGCCUGAAGAGUCCUGUGAGCAUCUCACUGGGCAGGACGGGAAACAGAUAGUUGAACUAGAUUAUUCCAGUCUACAGUGAUACCUUGGUUUACAACCAUAAUCUGUUCCGGAGGUCUGGUUGUAAACCGAAACAGGUUGUAACCCAAGGUGUGCUUUUGCCAAUGGGGUCCCCCCCCCCAUUGGUUGUAAUCCCAAAAAAGGGACACACACUUCAGGGUUUGACGUGGUUGUAAUCCAAAUCGGUUGCACUGUAAUCAAAAACGGUUGCAAACCAAGGUACCACUGUAUUUGCAAUUUGCUGCUCCAGGGAAGUUCCCCAGUAGCAUGAGGAGAGCACUUACCGUAAGUACCACUGUCUUUUAGGGCUGGUUUUGGGAGUGGAAAGCGAGAGAAUCCCUCACAAUAGCAAUCAAAGGUUCUCCUGCUCAGCAUCUUACUGAAAAACUGCCACAACAUCCUUGCUAAAGAAUGAAGAGAUGCAGUUUGACAUUCAUUGCACACAAUUCAAUGUAAGCUGGCAAAUCUCUCUCUCUGUUCCAUGCACAGUUUCCUUCUGUGUUUUGUGAUGAUCCUUAAAUGGCUUCAUUACUCCAUUAAAAAUGACAGUUCAUCAUAUAACCAGGAUACCUUGUGUUGUGUUGCGUUUUAACUUUGGCUGCUGCUCUGAGGCUUUCUGUAGGAAUAGCUUUGAGUUGGGUAAAGAGGUCAAGAUGGAAUGUGUAAAACACAAAAUCCCAUUGAUUGUGUUUGCCAUCCUUCUAAAAUUCAUUCUGCAUGAAUGCUAGUCUAAAUAAUACUUUCUUGUUUGUCACAUUCCUCGUGAAGAAUUCAAAGUCUUGUGAAUGUUCAUGUGAAUGUGCUUGUGCAACUGUUUUGGAAAGAAUCUUUUGCAUCUUCCUAACUACCUUAUUUCCCGCCGCCUAUUUAUAGACGUUGCUUGCUUUCCAAAAUCCAUUAAGCUGCUAGAUAAACAAAAAAGCAUGUCAAGUUCAAUACAGCAUAAGAAUUAAUGUAACAGACAGAUUUGGAGGGGUGCAGGGAGAAUGGGGCAUAGCUGAGUGUCAGAGCAUCACUUUGCAUGCAGAAGCUCCCUAUUCAAUCCCUGCCAUCUCCAAGUAGGGCUGGGAGAAAACUGCUGCCUGAAAUCCUGGGGAUUUGAACCCGCCUCUCUCUAACCCAGGGAUGCGGGUGGCGCUGUGGGUUAAACCACAGAGCCUAGCACUUGCACAUCAGAAGGUCGGCGGUUCGAAUCCCCGCAACAGGGUGAGCUCCCGUUGCUCAGUCCCUGCCCCUGCCCACCUAGUAGUUCGAAAGCAUGUCAAAGUGCAAGUAGAUAAAUAGGAACCACUCCAGCGGGAAGGUAAACUGCAUUUCCGUGCGCUGCUCUGGUUCGCCCGAAGUGGCUUUGUCAUGCUGGCCACAUGACCCGGAAGCUCCCUCGGCCAAUAAAGCAAGAUGAGCGCCGCCACCCCAGAGUCGGUCACGACUGGACCUAAUGGUCAGAGGUCCCUUUACCCUUACCUCACUAAUCCAACACCAACUUAGUUGUUUGUUAGUCACAUUUUCUCCUUACCUAAUAGGUAAUAAUGUUUAAAAUGAACCCACCUUUUACUCAUUUGCAUUUUAACAGCUUUUCAAACCAAUCUAAUUGCAUGUAAGGCUGUCCCUACUAGUCUGCUUCAUGCAAUGGGGCAUGAUCUAGUAAACUCUUAGUUAAAACCCAGUUAUGUGUUUAGUCUAGUUACAACCUUUAUCUCCUUUCCUCAAAGGUGCAUUGGGCAGCAUACAAAGUCCCCCACCCCUUUAGCCUCACAAUAACUCAGAAAAGUCAAGAUGGCUGAGAGAGAGACUGGCCCAAGGGACACCCAGUGAGCUCUGUGGUUGAGUAGGGAGUUGAACCCGCCUCUCUCUAACCCAACCCCAGCUUAGUUGUUUGUUAGUCACAUUUCUCCUUACCUAAUAGGUUUUUGCCACUGAAUAUGUAGCAAGGGAGUUUGCACUGAGAAGGAAAGGUUUGACAGCAAAGUACUGGAAAGGGAGGAGGAGGAAAAGAGAGGCUGGGGGGAAACUUUAUAAGCCAGCCAGCUGUGAGUCAGCAGCAGACACUGCCUGAUUUUCCUUCUGUGCCUCUCAGAAGUGGAGAAUGUUGCCCCCAGCUCCUGUCUCCUAAAAUGCGCCACAACGCAUGACAGAGGGACCAGCGUCGAAAGUGGUGGGUUUUUUCCUUCUCAGGGACUGUCCUCACUGUCCCUGUCUGCCCAGCAGCCAAGCUAAGGAGUUGCCUCUCCUCCCCACCGCCCUGCUUCCCUUGGCUUCAGAACUUUCUCCAUCUCCACAACGGAACAUGGAAGAGCACUACAUCUCCAAACUGCACCCCACAGGGGAUUAUGGAGCAGGGGUGUUUCUUUUGAUUAUAGGUAAGUCCUGCCUUUCUGCUCAUUCAGGACUGCGUAUUUAGAGGACUUAUAGUGUAAGCAGCAGUGAGGUCUCCAUGUUUGACUGUUUAUUGCUAUAAAGUACAGUUGCUUCUCUCUUGUUUUGGUACUAUGGUGUAAUGUUAUUUUGUCUUCAGAGGGGUUGGAGGAUGUGUGGUUUGAGUGUGGAUAUAGGGUUUUUAAAGUUUUUUAUUAUUAGUUUUUUUCUGGAAACUGAAUAAUUUCUGAGUUGCAUAUUUGACUGUUUCAUGCAUUACAGAAAGACACAUACAGUACAUGAUUUAGCAGCUCAUUCAAAAUUUAGUUUAAAUCAGCCUUCAUCAGUCACGUGCCCUCAAAAAUGUUUUUCUUUCCCUGCUUGGUUUUAAUGUACCUACGUGGGGGUUUUUUGUUAGUUAGUUAGUUAGUAGCUUGCUUUGGGCAAGAAAAAGCAACUAGCAAAUUUAAUAAAUAAUAAUAAUAAUUUUGGACUGUAACUCCCACUAGUUGCAGCCAGCACUGCUACUGUAAUCCAAAAUAUCUGGAGGUUGCUCCAUGGUGGCAAAGGCUCCUAUAGAUGGAUGGAGUUUUGCAGAAUAUGCUGUUUGGAAGGAGGUUGCAGAUGAAAGUCAGCUGAAGCUCAUAAGCAUUUUGAGAUAAAUGCACAUAAUAUUUUUGAUGGUGACAGCUAGUGGGUGAAGGAUUUCUAUGUGCAGCAAAGUUUGUGGACAGGGGCAUGAGCAUGAGGCAUGCUGAGGUGCAAGUAUCCUACAUGGAUCCCCUCACACAUUCUCCUAAUGGUGUCUGAAUCUCUGUUGGAUGAGUUGGCACAGACUUGUGAAAUGAGUGCAGAGACUGAAAAGGUCAUAUGAAAGCUUUUAUCUGCGGUGGCUGCAAUGGUCCCCUCCACUAUCGAAGCCAUCACUAGAUAUUGUGGUCAUAAGCUAGUUUUUGAAAGCUAUAAUGGGAAUACUUUGCCCUGAAAGGUUGGCAAAAUUACAUUCACCCUCUGCACUCCCUCCAUCAAGGUUAAGGUGUAUAUAUGUGUAAGUAAAACCAUAUUAUCUUAAAGACUCCGCUGCGCCUCAUUUUUCCAAAAGAAUCAUGAACCCUGGUUGAGGGUGAAGACUCCUGGAACCUCACACCACUUGGCAGAGAUUGGGGUGGCCCUUAACAAGAUGUUCUCUUCACAUGAAAGGGUUCCAUCUUAUUUUCUGUUGUUCACCCUCUGGAGCAGACCUGUGGAGCGGCACAAGGAGAGAAGCAGCAAGGGUUGUUCUGUACACAAACAGAAGUUCUAGUGCUAGUGCAACUACUUCUCUGGACACCACCCUUUCUUUUAAUCCUUCUUUCAAGGUGCUCAGGACAACUUUGUGUCCAGAGCUGACAACAAACUGGCAGUGCAAUCCUGAAAUGUAAGGCUAGAUGACUUCAUUGUGACUUACUUUCAGGUAACUGUGUGUAGGAAUACAGCCUAGAUCAAUAAUUUGACCAGGUGAGUGCACAUGCUACUUAAUAGUUUUCACUGAGGCCAUGAAACCUCGAGCCAUGGCUAUCAAGGUUUCGAGGUGGAGGAGGGAGAGAGCUUGAACGUUGAGACCCACGGAAUCAUAAGCUUGAGAGUGUCCAGAACCAUAUUCCCGAUCACUUCCACCCAUUUUGUCUUGUCUGAAAAUCUGCUAUUGAGCACAGAGUUUGCACCAACAAGGGUGUCAGGACUGGACAGCCUUCUCUCCUGCCGCACGUCUUACUACUCUAGGGAUUGCUAUGCUGUGGAAUGGCAGGCGACCCCACCAACAUUUUCUUUUGGAUGCACAUUUCAAUUCACCUUUUACAAUGUCAAGAUAACAACUCUACAGUGUUGAAGAGAGCAUACCACAGGUAUCAAGACUAGAUGCUAGAAAGUGACUGAUUGGUGGCUGAAACAGAAUCCACUUUUGUUCUGACCCUUACCUGUCCUUCAGUCACAAAUCCACUGAUAUAAAUUCACAAGCUGUUUCAUGUUACUUUGGGUAACACAUUACCUAUUGUGGAGAAAGGCCUGUGAAUAAAAUACCUACUUCUCGUUAAAAAAGAAGAUGCUAUGGCUUCUAAACUUUGAGUUUUGAGUAUCUUGCACCGGUUUGUUGACUGAUUAUGAAUGCCUGUAAACCACACUGCUUUCCUCCUCCAUCUUCCAGGCAUCCUGACAGUUCUGGGGAAUUCAGCUGUCCUGGCAGUAGCUGUGAAGCGCUCCUCCCAUCUCAGGUCACCUGAGCUCCUGACGGUUAAUUUGGCCGUAACCGAUCUUGGAAUGGCCAUCAGCAUGUAUCCCCUGGCUAUUGCUUCUGCCUGGAACCAUGCCUGGCUGGGGGGCGAUGCAACUUGCAUUUAUUAUGCCCUGAUGGGUUUCCUGUUUGGUGUCGCCAGCAUGAUGACCUUGUCUGUGAUGGCUGUAAUCCGCUUUCUUGUAACCCACUCUUCAAAGUCCAAUAGUGAGUAACAAAGCACAGAAGGGUGGCAAAGGUGAAACAAUUUCAAAGCUUCAGACUUCAUGUCAAGGCCAAGGGAAUAAUAUUUUAAAGAGCCUAUCAGACCUUUUCUGUGUGUUUAUAGAUCAGAUAUAUUCAGCAUUACUGCAGUAAACAAUGGGGGCGGAUAUACAGUCUGGCCGUAAACAUGUUUUGAGCUGUAAAUUGAAAUGCAUAAUACCAUGUAGGAGUUGGCACUAUGGUCCUGGUGUGAAAAACACUGUUCUUGUUUACAUUGGCUGUGUACCUCUGCUACUAGCCAAAGACAGUUAACCACAUCUGGUGACCAAUGGAAAUAUCUUAAGCUUCCCUGAGAAUGCUUUAAGGAGGCCUAUAAAUGUUGUCAGGCAAUAUACAUAAAAGUAUCACACUAGACAAGUGUGUUCUAAAGUAUGUCUAUAUAGCCAUAACUCAAACAGUUAUUUUUGACGGAGAUCAUGUACAUAAUGUCUCCACAGCCUGAGCAAAGGGUCAUGGCUUACAGGGCAUGCAGAAGAUCCCAUGCUCAGUCCUUGCCAUCUCCAAAUAGAACCUGGGAAGUCUGAAACCCAGGAAAGCUGGACAACAGAGUGACAGGGAUAAUUGCCUGGCAGAUUUCUAUGCUCUUCAAAUAGUGUUGGUAUCUAUAGUCUACUUUCUUUUCUUUUCCUAGGUAAUACAAUCAACAGAAAAGUCAUCCAUGUUUCUAUUGCCUUGAUCUGGCUGUAUGCAGCCCUCUGGGCCAUGUUGCCUCUGCUAGGCUGGGGGCAUUACGGCCCAGAACCAUUUGGCACUUCCUGCACCAUAGCCUGGAGCCAGUUCCACAACUCGGCUAAUGGGCUUUCCUUUAUUCUGAGCAUGUUCAUUCUGUGUACCUUUCUGCCAGCAAUUACCAUCACCAUCUGUUACUUGGGUAUAGCCUGGAAGGUUCAUAAAACCUAUCAAAAGAUGCAGAACUUCAACAGGACUUCAAAUGCAGCAAAGCUGGAGAAGAAAUUGACAUUGGUGGGUAUGUCUUGUUGUGAGCAGAGUAUUUUUGUAUUUUAAAGAGCAAUAGGAACACAGUGUUCCUUUGACUCAGACAUUGAUUCUGUCCUUACAGAUUGAAAAUUAUUGUCAAAAUAUUGGGGAAAUGCCAAAGCACUUAUGGAUGCUAUGGACUGGGCUGUUUGUGUGUGUUUGCCUUCAUGUAUGGUUUGUGUUCCAUUUGAGUUGCAGACAUUGAGCAACUCCUCUGUUUUUCAGUUGUUAGAUUCAUUGGUAUGAAAGCUUAUUGUAUUAACGAGAAAUAAUAUUAAUAUUAUAAAUAAAUAAAUAUUUAUUCCCCACCCAUCUGGUUGGGUUUUCCCAGCCACAUACAUACUGGGGACUAACUUAAUGAUGAACCUGUAUAUUGUCAGACUCUCAGAUCUUGCAAUACAUGGGCUCAUAGAGGAAGCAUGUGGUAUAUAUAUAUUGCUAUUGUAUGACAGGUGACAUUCCAUUAUGAUGUAAAGCAUCUGAUAAACACAAAGGAUGCUGUUCUUAAUUUCUUAUCCUGAUCUUGUGUUAUUUUUUACCGCUAGAGGGCUGCUGUACUGCAGAGGAUACUGCUUUUCGGUCUUAGGAUAAAAUGGACAGCCUAAAAUGAAUGCAAGAGCCAAUUGUUUAAAUAUCUCUUAAAUGUUAAAGCACUAAUCCUUCAUUUCUCUCUCACCGAUUCGAAAUAACAGAUAGAGAAGGAGAAAAUAUAAAAAGCCAGCCAGUAACUAACUAUAAGUGGUUGUUUUUACAGAUGGCUGUACUGAUCAGUGUGGGAUUCCUCAGCGCAUGGACACCAUAUGCCGCAGUCAGCUUCUGGUCAAUAUUUCACUCCAGUGAAUCAAUACCACCCAUCGUUACCUUGUUGCCAUGUCUUUUUGCUAAAUCCUCAACAGCCUACAACCCUUUCAUUUACUAUGCUUUCAGCAAAACUUUCCGGCGUGAAAUUAAGCGCCUCCAGUGCUGCUGUAGUCAGAAAGUUUACUUUAGCACCAAGCAUACCAAUAGCCAUGUGUCAGUGAUUUGGUCAGGAAGGGAUAACGCGCACAUUUCUUCAUUCAGAAAGACAGACAGUGGAGAAGUUCCAAAUCCAUCUGCUGCAGCUGCAGAAGUCUUAUUUGAAAACGUUGCUCUAAAGUCCAGAUCAUGAAAUCUCCCAGGGAAACACUGCAAGGGCAGUAAUUCCUAGGAAGUUUAUAAUAAACUGCUUGCAGGAUAAUUCCAAGGUCUCUGUUCUUUAAAAAAAAAGACCUGCCGGCAAGAACUGAGGAAUCUCAAGGAAUUGUGAGCACAUGGACUAAAUUAGAGUUUGCUAUAUUAAUAGCUGGCAGAGGAGGUAUUUAGGCAGUUAAAAGAGAUUGUAAUGUUAGUGAACUUGGCAUUUGUUUUUGUGCUUUUGUUGGACUGUAUGGGAUGCUGAGCUCAGGUGUCAAUGAUGGAGUCUCAAGAGGCACAGGUGUCUUGAAGAAUAAGAAAAGACCUUUGCUUAAUGGGCUGUUAACACCUCCCCCUUCAAUGCUUCUAUUAAGGCUGUUGAGCAAGAACCUUACAAAAAAUGGACUUUUCAUAAAAGGGUCGCUCUAUCCGUCUUGUGCAUGUCAUCUCAGUAAUGGAUUUGUGAGGUCACAGAACUGGAAACCGCCCAUAUCUCCCGUAAGGCCACCAACUUCAGACUCUACAGAGGCUAUUGAGUAGGAAAAGAAAAAGGUAGACCAGGCAUAGGCAACCUUCGGCCCUCCAGAUGUUUGGGCUACAAUUCCCAUCAUCCUUGACCACUGGUCCUGUUAGCUAGGGAUCAUGGGAGUUGUAGGCCAAAACAUCUGGAGGGCCAAAGGUUGCCCGUGCCUGAGGCAGACUACCAGGGGUAGGAAAUGAAUAUUUGUCAAUCUGACAAGCAAACAAAGCUAGGGCAACGAGACUGGACCGAAAGGGCAAGGCAUGUGAACAAACAGUAUGAAACAGCAGGACAUAAUUUCACCACCUUUCUGUAUCAGUAACAUUUAUUUUAAAUUGUAAUUUGCAUUUCCAAAGAUCUGAAGUGUAUUUCAGAUAUAAUGCAGUCUUAUAUGCAAAAAUUUUAAAUUUACUCAUUUCAUUUAGAUUCUUUGAUAGAUCUUACAUACAUAUGUAAUAAUAUUGCAGAUGAUUUCCCACUUUCUUAGAAAGCAUAAGGCAACACCAGACAUUGUAGAUGAUUUAACAAUUUUAUCAACAAAUCACAAUGCAUUAACACAAACUAUAAGAUAUAAAGUUUGUUAUGAGACAGAGGUUUACAGAGAUUGCUGCCUCAUUUCCAAGUAUUUCUCAAUAUCAUCAAGAACUUGGACAGCUACCUUUGGGAUUCAGGUUCCAGGGCCAAAUAUUUUGGAAACACCAGAGGCAUACAAGAAGUCAUAAUCCUGCGCAGGAGAAAAACAGACAUAAAACAUGCAUGCAGACUUUGUAAAGUAAAAUUCUGCAGAACACAUGCUAAAAGAGCAGAGUUUAGCGAUGGCAGGUCAGGAGGUAGCACACAUGGAGAAGGGGAAAUAACUUGGUAUGCUAGCUAUGGGGGGAAACAGUGAUGCUCUCGCCUACGCAAACCCCGCCAUGUGUGCAAAGUCCCAGUGACUACAGGUUCAAGCAAUCUCUGCUCUAGGUGUUAUCCUAUGUAACAUAAAGAAUGAAAUCAUCAAAAGUGGUGAACAUUUUCACCUCUGCUCCAAGACAACCAGAGACUUGUGGCUCUAUACGAAUCUUUUGCCAGGUGCAACAAUUAUACCAAGGUCAAGAGAUUCAAAACAGAAAAGCAAAUUCUACCCCACUCCACUCGCCAUUCCCCCCUCCAGCCCUUUCUUCCCUUCUUCUUCCUAACUAUUUAAACCAAUUCAUGAACCAAGAACUUCUACAUUGACCACUAAUAAUGAAAAAUAUGUUGUAGAUAUAUUUCCACAUUUAUUAUGCUAUUUUUGUGAUAUACAAAUGACAUAAGACUACUUGGUACAGUAUACUCAUUUGUAUAACAUUAUUCUUGUUUAUAACCCCACCCCACCCCCACUCCCCGGAAAAAAAGCAAAUUCUGGAAGGAAAAAAAAUUAUAUAUUUUCUAUUUCAGUAAAGGAAACUGGUCC
This is a messenger RNA of Podarcis lilfordi (Lilford's wall lizard), 17188 nucleotides long. The record is from the annotation of a GenBank genome assembly. NCBI's taxonomy places the organism in Eukaryota, Metazoa, Chordata, Lepidosauria, Squamata, Lacertidae.